This is a messenger RNA of Salvia miltiorrhiza (redroot sage), 701 nucleotides long. Its product is annotated as bet1-like protein At4g14600. The coding region runs from base 100 to 474 and encodes 124 amino acids. NCBI's taxonomy places the organism in Eukaryota, Viridiplantae, Streptophyta, Magnoliopsida, Lamiales, Lamiaceae. The transcript has 4 exons. The record is from RefSeq and is a predicted model, not a curated record.
GUGUACUUGCCUAUAAAUAGUAAGUGGGUGUACUAAUUCCGAUUAAAUUGAAAAUUUUGGAAAUUUCUUGAUUCUUUUUCAUCUGUCUUUUAUUUUGCGAUGGCUGCUGCAUACAGAUCAAGAGAUGGAUUGAGCACGCGGCCGGUGGGUUAUGGCGGCAAUUCCGAUGAGAUUCAGUUGCGAAUUGAUCCGAUGCAUUCAGAUUUCGACGAUGAGGUGACCGGUCUCCGGAAACAAGUUCGGAGACUUCGAGAUGUAGCUCAAGAAAUUGAGACAGAAGCAACCUUUCAAAAUGAUUUCCUGAAUCAGCUGCAAAUGACAUUGAUUAAAGCUCAGGCAGGGGUGAAAAACAACAUGAGGAGACUCAACAAUAGCACCAUUUGGGAAGGAUCAAGCCAUGUAAUGCAUGUUAUCCUUUUUGCACUGCUUCUAUUUUUUCUGGUAUAUUUCUGGUCCAAAUUGUCACGAAGAUGAGUAUGCUUGAGAGUUCUGUCCUGCUCCACUGAGAUUUUGAGACGAGGUAACACCUGAAUGCUGGAUCUUGUAAAUGCUUGCAUUUGGUCCCAUCAUGAUGUAGCUAUCAUAAUCGAUUUACCUGUGUACAUGAAGUUUCUUGUAGAGGAAUGAAUUGUGAUUAAAAUAUUACUAGCAUCUUUGGCCAAGAACGAACUAUCAAGAUAUAAACUUCUGUUGGUCCUAAA